AGACUUUUUGACGAAGUGAACAUUCCAUAAAAUUUGAGGUUGAGAGUUCCUUUGGAUGGAAAAGCGAGGUGAAAUAUUCACCUUCCGUAUUUCAUGGAUUUCAGAGUAACCGAGUUCAUGAACUGAAAACAAUAUUGGAAUACCAAAUAAGUUUUAAGUCGUUGAUAACGCUUUCGACAUCUAAUUAUUUCCAAUUCAAUAUCCUUGCAAUACAUUUCAUCAACGACCAUUGAAGAACUAUAAAUAUACACCCGAAUGUUCAUCUACUUAUCAAUCUUUCAAGUGACACACAUCAAACAACAACCAAGAAAAUGUUCAAAUUGGUUAUCGUAACUGUUGCUCUCUUCACCUACGGAGUGAUGGCUGCUCCAGAGCCCGAAGCCAAAGCCGAAGCGAAACCAGGAGUAUUGGCAGCUGCCCCACUUGUAGCAGCAGCCCCUGCUAUAGCUCCAGCUGUUGUCACAGCCACUAGUUCUCAAGCUUUCGUAAGGAAUUACAACGCUUUAGCAGCUCCACUUGUUGCAGCUCCAGUACCAGUAGCAGCUUCGUAUGUUGCAGCUCCAGGUGCACCACUUUUAGCAUCUCCUUACGUUUCUCCAUACUAUGCAUCCAAUUAUUUAGCUGCAUCUUAUGUCAUCUGAGAAAUGUUUACACGAUCUGAAUAAAAAAAUGAAAUAUGAA
Molecule: messenger RNA, 681 nt
Organism: Harmonia axyridis
Lineage: Eukaryota; Metazoa; Arthropoda; Insecta; Coleoptera; Coccinellidae
Product: cuticle protein 16.5-like
Exons: 2
Coding region: 312-641 (109 amino acids)
Source: RefSeq, a predicted model, not a curated record